Messenger RNA from Cajanus cajan (pigeon pea), 297 nucleotides. RefSeq names its product VQ motif-containing protein 1-like. NCBI's taxonomy places the organism in Eukaryota, Viridiplantae, Streptophyta, Magnoliopsida, Fabales, Fabaceae. The record is from RefSeq and is a predicted model, not a curated record.
AUGUCGAGUGGUGGAUGCAAUAGGGGACCCGUGAAGGUUGUGAUCAUCAACACCCAAUACGUUGAAACCGAUGCUACUAGCUUCAAAUCCGUGGUGCAGAAACUUACGGGUAAAGAUUCUGAAAUUUUAGAAGCAGUGAGUGAGAAUGGCCAAAAGAAGAGACAUGAUAAGCAUAACGUUGAAGUGCCUUCUGCUGGUGAUUUUGGUAGGUCGUUUUUGAUGAGAGAUGUGUCGUUUAAGGAGUUGGAUAGGUUGCUCAGCGAGAUGCCAACGAUAAACAACCUUUGGGCUGAUUAA